This is a messenger RNA of Tricharina praecox, 941 nucleotides long. RefSeq lists its product as uncharacterized. The coding region runs from base 38 to 751 and encodes 237 amino acids. NCBI's taxonomy places the organism in Eukaryota, Fungi, Ascomycota, Pezizomycetes, Pezizales, Pyronemataceae. The record is from RefSeq and is a predicted model, not a curated record. The transcript has a single exon.
UCGCCAUGCAUGUAGUGCAGAGUGCAUACCUUCGAACAUGAACCCCACAUCCGUCAAACCAAGGACCCCUCCAAUCGACCCGAUGGCAGACGACGACCGUAAAUCCUAUCCAUCCCUCUCGUCGUCGCCGCCCGCCUACAAAGAAACAGCGGACGCCCGCCCUACAAGCUCAUCCUCCACCUCGACCUCCACCGCCGCCCCCGUCAAGACCCUGCACGUCUACCACUUCCCCGCCGCCAACUUCCAGCGGGCCCACGUUAUCAAAAGCGCCGACAAGUUUACGGUCGAAUACACGGUGACCUACCACACGCGCAACCCGUUCUCCUCUGGGUCGGCGGCGGACAUCCUUGUCUACCGCGAUGGGGUCGUGGGUGACGUCAUCCUGCACACCUUCUCCACCAAAAUCCACUGCUCGACGGUCGAGAGCGAUGGUGUGAAGAGACCGUUGGUGCUCAAGCCCGCCGGUGCGUUGAGCAGCAGCUUCCGCACCGAUUUUGGGCGCAUGGGUGGAAGCGUCGUGUGGAAGGCGACGAUGAAGGAUACCAGUAUGUGGAGCUGGGGGAAUUUGAAGUUGGUGGAGGAGGGCACCGGGAGGGUGAUUGCGAGGUUCAUGAGUAGUCAGCACAAGAGCGUGAAGAAAGUGGGACGGUUCGAAUUGUGGGGCGAGAAGACAGAGGAUCCGGAAUGGGUUACUGCCGUGGUUACUACCGGGCUCGGGCUGUUGGAGUGGGAUAGGCGGUUACGGACCUAGGCGGAUGUGAUGCAAUGGUUCGGGAGUUUUGGAUUUGUGACUGGAGCAUAUGUAACGGCUAUACCAAUGUGAUUCUUUGAUCAAUUUUGCAUAUGUUCAUCGGGUCCUUUGAUAUGAUCUCCUUGACCUCCCCAUCAAGCUUAACUACAGCCUAGAAUACAGCAAACCAAGUGGUUGAUGUUCCAGGCAG